CUCCACCCCUUCCUGAUGCCCCAGUGUUCAGAGAAGAGAAUCUGCAUCUGGAAGUCAGACAGGGACCCCUCAUGCCUGGCCUCCAGCCCUGCGUGCUGUCCUGCUGGAGCUCAGUGGGCGGAUGACGGGACCCUAGUGUGCGGGCUGUGGCUGCAGGGGAGGUGGCACCUAGAGAGGCUCCGGUGGCUGACGGUAGCCACUGCACCGGCUGGUCCCUUGCUGCCCAUGGUCUUCCAAGAAGAACCUGUGUCCAGGAGGCAGAAGAUGCCGUACUCCAGCCUGCAUCCAUCCAUCCCACGUCCCAGGGGCCACAGGGCCAAGCAGGCAGCUUUGGUCCUGCUGGGGGCCUGCCUGGUGGUCCUUUGGAGCACGGGGGAGCCACCGGACCACACUCUCCGGUGUCUGGUGGCCCACCUCGUCUCGUUGCAGCUGGGCCUGCUGUUGAAAGGGGUCUGCUGUCUGGCCGAGGAGCUGCACCACGUCCAUUCCAGGUACCGGGGCAGCUACUGGAGAGCUGUGCGGGCCUGCCUGGGCUGCCCCGUCCGCCAUGGGGCCCUGCUGCUGCUGGCCUGCUAUUUCUACUUCUCCCUCCCUCCGGACUCCAGCCUGCCCCUCAGCUGGGUGCUUGCUCUCCUUGGCCUCUCAAAAGCGCUCAACGUGCUCCUGGACCUCCAGGGCCUAACUCCAGCUGAGAUGUCUGCGAUCUGUGAAAAAGAAAACUUCAAUGUGGCCCACGGACUGGCAUGGUCAUAUUACAUCGGGUACCUGAGGCUGAUCCUGCCAGGGCUCCAGGCUCGGAUCCAAGCUUACAAUAAGCUCCACAACAACAUGCUGCGGGGUGCAGGGAGCCAACGGCUGUACAUCCUCUUCCCGUUGGACUGUGGGGUGCCUGAUGACCUGAGUGUGGUGGACCCCAACAUUUGCUUCCUGCAUAUGCUGCCGCAGGAGCAUGCUGACCGUGCUGGCAUCAAAGGGCGAGUGUACUCGAACAGUGUCUAUCAGCUUCUGGAAGAUGGGCGGCCGGUGGCUGCCUGUGUCCUGGAGUAUGCCACUCCCUUGCAGACCUUGUUUGCCAUGUCACAGGACAGCAGGGCUGGCUUUAGCCGGGACGAUCGGCUUGAGCAGGCCAAACUCUUCUGCCGGAUACUGGAGGACAUCCUGGCAGAUGUCCCCGAGUGUCAGAACAAGUGUCGUCUCAUCGUCUACCAGGAACCUGCGGAGGGAGGCAGCUUCUUGCUGUCCCAGGAGGUUCUCCGGCACCUGCGGCAGGAGGAAAGGGAGGAGGUUUCCCUGGACAGCUCGGAGGCCUUGGCAGUCCCAGACUCGACCACGCUGUCCCAGGAGCCGCAGCUCCUCAUCAGUGGGACAGAGCAGCCUCUCCCACUCCGUACGGAUAUCUUCUGGGGCCGGGGUCACCUCGCCUGAGCCUCCAGCGGUCCCCAAGAUUCUGGACUGGGGACUUCUUCAGGGGCUGCAUGUCCAGCAGAGCUGCUUCCACCCACAGGGGACCUGCAGGAGAGGGUGGGCCUGGACUUGACAUCUCCCGCUGAGUCUUGUGUGCUUGGCAAGGCUCACCUUGCUGAGCCUCAGUGUUCUCAUCUACAGAACAGGAUAACUGCAGCCCUUCCUGCCUCACAGGCUUGUUACGUAUGUGUGCAUGAAAUUCCGUGUAAAUUCUGACUUCAAACUUAAGAGGCGUGCAGGGAUCUGCACUUGGCCUCUCUGGGCUUCCCCUGCCCUGGACGCUGACCUGUCUGCUAACCUCAGUGGACCCCACUGCUCUCUGGCUUUUGGUCAUUGUUAUGGUUUAUGUCUGUGUGUCCCCCCAAAGCCUCCUGUGGCCAUGGGGCAGGCUUUUAAAGUUUGAUUA
Messenger RNA from Chinchilla lanigera (long-tailed chinchilla), 1870 nucleotides. It is a transcript of the gene Sting1, whose product is annotated as transmembrane protein 173. The record is from RefSeq and is a predicted model, not a curated record. Gene Ontology annotation, cellular component: autophagosome; endoplasmic reticulum membrane. The coding region runs from base 16 to 1425 and encodes 469 amino acids. Gene Ontology annotation, molecular function: 2',3'-cyclic GMP-AMP binding; cyclic-di-GMP binding. Gene Ontology annotation, biological process: autophagosome assembly; reticulophagy; positive regulation of macroautophagy. NCBI's taxonomy places the organism in Eukaryota, Metazoa, Chordata, Mammalia, Rodentia, Chinchillidae. The transcript has 8 exons.